AUGGAGGCGAAGAAGCCGGCGACGUCACUCGACGCUCAGCGUCGCGGCGGCAAACAGCGGAGGCGGCGGGCCCGGAAUAGCGGCCGCUUCCGGAGGCGCGCCUCGCUUCCGAUCGCCGGCGGGGCGGCCGAGCACCGGGUCUCUGUCGCUGUCUCUGCUGCCGCCGCCGUCGCCGGCGCCGCGGUAUUUUUAGGCGCCUCGCCGCGCCGCCCGCGGUCGUUUAUAAAGGCGGGUGGCGCGCGCGCCGCCCCAGUACGAGUGGCGUGGGCGACGUCCGCCGCCGGCCCAGCCUCACGCACCGCGCACGCACAGUGCCGGCCGGCGACGCACCGCGACGCGACGCGCCGCCCCGCUACACGACCUCACACCGACGACCGGCGCCCGACCCGCGCCGAAGGCUACGCGCUGAGCGACUACCACACCCGACUGAUACAGACGCAGCUUCCAGCGGCGGCCGCGGAGGCAGCGUGCGUGCGGACACGGGAGAGACACGUGUGCAGAGCUCCGUCCGUCCGAAUGGCGGAGGACACUUCUUCCGCGGCGGAGGCGCAGACGCCGCUACGGGCGGAAAGCGUCGAGGAGCGGUACCUGCGAAUCUGGAACCACGGUGAGUAG
Schistocerca americana (American grasshopper) is the source of this 615-nucleotide messenger RNA. RefSeq lists its product as uncharacterized. The record is from RefSeq and is a predicted model, not a curated record. The coding region runs from base 1 to 615 and encodes 204 amino acids. The transcript is spliced from 4 exons. Lineage: Eukaryota; Metazoa; Arthropoda; Insecta; Orthoptera; Acrididae.